AUGCCAUCUCACAAGAAACUGAUGACGAAGCUGAAGCAGAUAGCUCAGUGGAUAUUAGUCGUACAUAUGGUUGAAUUUUUAGAAGCCUAUUGCACACCCCGCGACACAGCGCGCAGAUCACCACAGCACAAGCGUCGCUCCCGCGAACCGCGUCGUUCUCCAGACUCCAGAUGGCGCUACGAUUCUCGCCGCCAAAACUUUGAUUUCGAGAAGAAAUCCUACGAAUACGAGUCGAGGAAGUACUUCGGCAGAGAAUACGACCCGGAUUCGGGUAGGCGCGCGUUUGACGCGGAAUCGGCGAGACGAAGGGCGGAUUACGAGUCAGCUAGGCGGACAGACUUCGAUUUAUCCGCUCCGGAAUCCAGGCGGAGUCCGGAGAGCGCGCCAGAGGGUUCCGCGGAGUCACCGCCAGAGCCUGCGCCCUCUGCUCCACUGAGGCAGGAGAGACCUUCCAGACAUCGAUCACAACCAUACUACGAGUCGGAAUCAUCAACGGACGACCGCUCGUCAUCGACUGAAGAGGAAGAGGACGAGUUUGGCGAAUUCGAUCCAUUUGCAACUGCACCGUCCUUACAUUCGCCCGACAGUGGACGCUCGGAUCCUCGAUACGCCAACGCUCCUCGCAGAAAUCCAAGCCCAUACUAUUACGGAGAUUUAUUCAAAACCACCCCACAGCCAUCUGUCCCAGUUGCAGCAACCUCAUCCACGUCGUCCUCAAGAGGUCCGCGAUACAGGAAAUCAGCGAGCCUUGACGCUCCCCACGUUGCUCAAAGACCGAAUCUGCCAAAACGCUUCUCAGUGGCUGAAGAUGGCUUUCGCGAGCUAGAGCGAUCGUCAUCUUCGUCUGGCGAGAGCGCGUGGAUGCCGCCGAGGCGUCGUGGGCGCGACGCGGCCGGCUGCGCGUGCGCCGCGCCCGACGAUGUAGACGAGCACCGUCCGUCACGUAGCGUAUUUUAUGUGCCAGCACCUUUGCCGCGCUGGCCUCAAGAGAUGACCACUCGACAGAUUUAUGAGACAGCCUUCGACUGCAAGAUUGCACGAUCCGAUGAUGACCUGGACGAUUUCGACAGAGUCAGCAACCAUCCGGCACUUUUACAGGCCGAGGAGCGAAAAGUCAUUUCAUCUGCUGCAUCCGCAUUUGAAGCUGUCGAACGCAGUGAACCAGAUUACAAAGGUCGCCGCAAAGUGACUAUGAAAACAGACAGUGUUCGAAGAUCUAAGAUACCGACGAUCCGUCAGAAGAGAGAAAACGAAAGUAAUGUUACUGUAUUAUCCGAAGAUUUAGAGAAAGUCCAUAUAGACGACGAAGAGCGCACCGCAUCGACAUCGCAACUUCCUUUGCGCGGAUAUACACCAUCACCACCAUCAACUGCGCCGUUACCAACAAAAUUUCAACAGAAAGAUGGAUCUGCAAUGAAUAGUAUAAAGAGUGCUCCUAAUUUGCCUCAGUCGCAGCCAGCGCAUCCCCGUUUAAAAGAUUUGAGGUUACCUGUGAAAUCGUUAAGGGCUCGUGACACUCCCACUAGUAGCGACGCUAGCAUGACAGAUGUUAAAGCAUCUGUGUCGACUGACUUAGAUCUAGGUCAAAGAUUGAGAGACUCAUCUCGCGAGUCUCGCGACGGUGAUGAUGAACGAGGACAGUCAAAAGACGGUAUUUUUUUAGAGAUUAAGGGUCGACCCACUUCCGAUUCAGACACGCCAGUGUUGAAUCGAUAUUCAGGGCCAAAGGGGGUCGGCCCUAUAAUGGAGUUUAAAGGCAGGCCAGCGAUAUCACGCCCUCGUCGGAAAUAUUCGAGCACUGAGAGUAUGGCUACAAGUAGCAGCGGUGGUAGCAUGGAAUCACUGAGAAGCAGUAACAGCGAAGGUGACAGGAGUAGCAGCAGUUCUGAAGGUCGACACUCUUCAUCUCUCAGUUCACACAGUUCGGAUUCUGGCAACGUUCCAUUUGCUAAAUCACACCACAUGCAAUUGACGGGGUUUGGGCAUCAUUCGGCUAAACUGCACAUUUUAAGCCCUAUAUCUGAUAAGUCGUCUCAAGAACCAGCAUCAGAGACAUCCGAUAAUAACAAAAACAACAAUUCACAAAAAGUUUCUCCCGAAGACGUCGAAACAGGAAACACUACGGUACAAACUACUGUGGAAAUAGUCGCCAAGCCCAAACGGAGGGCGCUACAGAAUAGGAAUUUAUUAAACCUUACAUUUAGACAUUCCACACCGGGCGAUACUGAAAUACAAGGUUCAGAUAGUGGUAUCUCAAUCCACUCUCGAGAGGGUGUUGAUUCGCGUAACGCGUUUAUAAACUUUAAGAACAGUAAUUCCGAAGAAGCUCGUAAGGACCAAGAUGUGGACCUAUCAGAUCUGCCAUUUGAUAUGCCGAAACUACGUAGACGACGGGCUGAAGCCGAAGUUGAUCUUCGUACCUUGCCAUUUGAUAUGCCAAAGUUGCGCCGAAAGUUACGCGGGCAGUCCCUGCAACUUAAUAGUGAUUUUGGUGAAGCCAUAUCCAAUGCUUCAUCGAGUCAAAGCGUGCAGGAUUUAAACCAAGACAAACAUCGUGAAAAGCUGACGUUGAAUUUUAAUAGCGGAAGCAGUGGUUCGAAGGGACUACAUUUGAAUUUGGGACCGAUUGCUCCACCCCGCGAUUUGGUUGACGCAUCACUUCCACUUGACCGACAAGGGUGGUAUCAUGGAACGUUGUCGCGCGUUGAAGCCGAGAGUUUACUUAGAGAUGCAGAAGAAGGCGCUUUCUUAGUUAGGAAUAGUGAAUCUGCCAAACACGAUUAUUCGCUAAGUUUAAAAUCAACCCGUGGCUUCAUGCACAUGCGUAUUUGCCGUGGCGGCGAAGGAUACACAUUGGGAGGAGCGUCCACCGCGUUUCCAACAGUGCCAGCCCUGAUGAGACACUACGUCACAGCUCAGAGGCUACCCGUCAGAGGGGCAGAGCAUAUGGCCUUAUCCACUCCAUUGCCGGCGGUCAUGCUUUGA
Leptosia nina is the source of this 2985-nucleotide messenger RNA. The record is from the annotation of a GenBank genome assembly. Lineage: Eukaryota; Metazoa; Arthropoda; Insecta; Lepidoptera; Pieridae.